AUGGAUGAUGCUUUUGGCCUUGUAGUCAAAGAAGAAGAUCGGCUCAUCGAUGUGUGUUCCGAAGGAUCUUCGAAUAAGCCAGCCGUAAGGCAGGAUGCGAAACGGAGGGGCUGGGCAGUAACGGCGAACAGCUUGACUGGGCAUACUGAGUAUAGGCAGAGGUUCUUUGGAGGCCCCAUAGUUUCUAAUGCCGAGGCUCCGCAAGACCUAGCUCUUAGAUCGUUCGAUAUAGCUUGUGUUAUCGAAGGGCUUUGCAAGCAAGCCGGGCGGCGAACUAGGCCGAAUGAUUGUUUCACAAGAUCCGGAAGAGAACCCGCCAGGGCGACUUCAAUCCGCCUUGUCCAUCAACAGCAGGACCAGACGUCCGCCCCCCAGGUCACGGCUGUUGGUCAGCAGAAGCUGGAAUCUGUCCUGCUGAAACACAUAAAGCGGCAUUGUCAAUUAAAAGAGAUACGAAAACCGACAGUGAAAUGGGCCGAUCUUGCGGCGGAAUUAUAG
This is a messenger RNA of Striga asiatica, 498 nucleotides long. The record is from the annotation of a GenBank genome assembly. NCBI's taxonomy places the organism in Eukaryota, Viridiplantae, Streptophyta, Magnoliopsida, Lamiales, Orobanchaceae.